Molecule: messenger RNA, 573 nt
Organism: Cyclocybe aegerita
Lineage: Eukaryota; Fungi; Basidiomycota; Agaricomycetes; Agaricales; Hemipholiotaceae
Source: the annotation of a GenBank genome assembly
AUGUGUCAGUAUCACAAAAAACUCAAGCAUAGAGUGUCGGUUAACCAGUAUCUGGAGGUCCCAGAUAUUGAGAUUGACAAGGCCAUUGGCCUAUUCCACAUCCACGGCCAUCAGGACUCAUGCCUCUUCCGCUAUGCCACUACCUUUAUUCCCGGAGCUGCAAAGAUCAAUGGAGAGAUCAUGGAAACCCUUUGGGCCAUUCUGAACAACAUUUCCCGUGCCUCAAGAACGCUUAUGCUAGCACACUGUUCAGAGAUGUAUGACGACCAUAUGAAUGAUAGCAAUUGGAAGAAACAGUGUGGAAUGGUUUCACACACAACACACAAGUUUGAGUGGGUGUGCAACAAUGUAGAAUCCAGUUUGGAGUAUUACAACAAGCUAACAAGUGUGGUAGAUUCUGCUGUGGUGUCAAAGUGGACGCAAGAGAUUGAACAUGCUGAGGCGAAGCGCUCGAAACACCCAGAAGCAAUGGAUAUCAUGAAUACAUGGGUUCCGAAGCAUACGUUUAUCCAAUUUUUAGAUUGGGAUAGCGACAAUAACCAUAAGGACAUCUUCAGCCCCUACUCUCGCUGA